Messenger RNA from Labeo rohita (rohu), 1394 nucleotides. Its product is annotated as gastrula zinc finger protein XlCGF8.2DB-like. The record is from RefSeq and is a predicted model, not a curated record. Gene Ontology annotation, molecular function: RNA polymerase II cis-regulatory region sequence-specific DNA binding; DNA-binding transcription factor activity. Bases 62 to 1054 code for a protein of 330 amino acids. Lineage: Eukaryota; Metazoa; Chordata; Actinopteri; Cypriniformes; Cyprinidae. Gene Ontology annotation, biological process: regulation of transcription by RNA polymerase II. The transcript has 2 exons.
UCGUGACUAAGUUUUCAAAUAAGAAGGUAUAUCAGCUGAACUGAGAUCUGCUGUUGUGAAGAUGGUGUUUGUUAAAGAGGAGAAUGAGGAGGAUACGAGUGAACCAGAACUCUGGAGAAUAAAACAGGAGGAACCAGAAAACUGGAGAAUAAAACAGGAGAACCCAGAAAACUGGAGAAUAAAACAGGAGGAGCAAGGAGGCCUGAUGAAAUUCAAAGAGGAAAGACAAGAUCUGAAUGAAGUGGAAGAGAAACAUCAGGAUCAGAAAGCUCACGAUGCCACUGGAGAAAAAUCAGUGAGUUGCUCCAAGACUAAAAACAGUUGCUCACAACGGAAUAUUAAAAGAAAAGGGGUCAAAAGGCCUUUCAGCUGCUCUCAGUGUGGAAAUGCAUUCACUCAUAAAAAAUACCUUAAGAAUCACAUGAGAAUUCAUAAUAGAAUAAGACCUUUUGUCUGCUCUGAGUGUGGAAAUGCUUUCAACCAUAGAGGAAGCCUUUGGAAUCACAUGAAAAUUCAUACGGGAAUAAAAGCUUUCCUCUGCGCCCAGUGUGGAAAGAGUUUCAAACAGAAAAGAAACCUUGACGAACACAUAAUAAAUGUUCAUACUGCAAAAAGGUCUUUCACCUGCUCUGAGUGUGGAAGUACUUUCAAACACAAAGUAAACCUUAUGACUCACAUGUUAAUUCAUACAGGAAAAAAGCCUUUCACCUGCUCUGAGUGUGGAAACACGUUCAGCCACAAUGGAAGCCUUUGGAAUCACAUGAAAAUUCAUACUGAAAAUAAGUCUUUCUGCUGCUCUCAGUGUGGAAAGUGUUUUACACAGAAAAAACAACUCAAAGAACAUAUGCGCAUUCACACCUCAGUAAAGCCUUUCAGCUGCUCUCAGUGUGGAAAAACAUUCACACGUAAAGAAACCCUUAAGUAUCACAUGUUAAAUCAUGCUGGAAUAAAACCUUUCAGCUGCUCUCAGUGUGGAAAGAGUUUCACACAUAGAAAACAACUUAAUAUGCAUGUGCGUAUUCACACUUCAGAAAAGUCUUUCACCUGUUUUUAGUGUGGAAUUGCUUUCCCAUGUAAAAGAAGCCUUGAGAUAGAGUUGGGAGGCAGUUGUUCACUGUCUAUGGCUAAUAGACAUGACAAUGUUGAGCUGGCAUCAUGAUUCCUCCCCCCACCCCCUCUCCUGCAUCCCAAUACCGUGGUCAGAAAGGAAAUUACGUGUACUACUGAACCUCUGUGCCUCUUCUUGGGAAAAAGCCUUUUACUUGCUCUCAGAGUGGAAAGUGUUUCACCUGUAAACAAGGAUUUAAUAGUCAAAAGAGAAUUCACAUUGAAGCAAUUCCUUAUGCAUGUCAUCUGUGUGUAAAGAGCUUUAAAUGGUGAUUUAAAGGUGCUGU